Apis cerana (Asiatic honeybee) is the source of this 4220-nucleotide messenger RNA. RefSeq lists its product as uncharacterized. NCBI's taxonomy places the organism in Eukaryota, Metazoa, Arthropoda, Insecta, Hymenoptera, Apidae. Gene Ontology annotation, cellular component: extracellular region. The record is from RefSeq and is a predicted model, not a curated record.
AAAUUAAUUCGUAUUUUAUUUUCUAAAGUAAAUUACACAAAACAAAAUAAUUAUUAAAAAAUAAAUUUGUAAAUUGUAUAUAUUACAUAUUAUUAUAUUAUUGCAAAUUUUUUAUAUUUAUUUAUAUAUUCACGUUUUAUUACUUAUAUUAUUAUUAUAUUAUUAUUACUUAUUACUUAUAUAAAGUUUUAUAUUACAUAUGAUUUUAUUAUAUUUAUUAUAUUUUUAUAAUAAAUAUUUUUAUUUCUUUAUUAUUUUGUUUUUUCUUUUAUAUUUGAUCAAUAUUACAGAUAUUUUGGUUCAUUUCAUUCAUUCAACAAAAAUAUUUUUAAAAUAUCUCCACCUCUUUUAUAUUAAUCUAUAGCCAUGGUGAGAUCUCAUAUCGUUUUGGUCAUCAAGCAUCACAUCAUAUUACAUGAUAUGUACAUCAUAUUAUCUAAUCUAACAAUGAAAAUAACAUCAUAUUAUUAUUUUCUUCGUAUAGAAAUUUGUCGAAGAAAAAUUAAUUUAGUACUAUAUUAUAAUAUUACUAUUUAGUAAUAUUGAAAACGAAAAAUUUAUAUUUGAUAAUUUUAAAUUAUAAUAUAUAUAUUAAUUUAUAUAUUAUGACAAUAUAAAAUAAAAUAUAUAAAAUUGUAUACAGUUAUUUUCACAAUAAUGUGACACUUUUUUUUAAAAUACAAAAAUCAUUAGUGACAUCUACUCUGCUUUUUCCUUUAGUUUCUUAUCUAAUAAUGCUAGUUGCACUUUCCAAUCCCUAUUUAGUUAGUUUCAAUCAGAUUUUAUAUGUUAGAGUAUUACAGAUUUAUAAUGAUUUGAGAAAUUGUAAAUAUAGAUUGGUGUUCUUGAUGUAUUAAUUCAUUUUGUUUCGUCAAAGUGUGAAUAUUCGAAAUAAAAUUUUGAACUUUCGCUAUUUAGUACUUUUUAUUUUGAAAUCUAUUCCGAAAUUUAUCAGUUCAAUUUUAAAUCUUAAUAUUAACUUUUUUCUUUAUUGAUUACACACUUUUUCAGUUUUUUUUCCGAAAUCUAUUUGUACAGGAUUAAUGUUGGGUUAAAUUCCAUUUUGUACCUAAAUGCUUUUUCUCUCCAGUUUUACUCUAGUUUACUCACAAAUUGAAGAUGUGAUAUAAGUGGAAAAUGCAUAUGAUUAAGAAAUCGAAAUAAAACGUACAUCCAAAGAAUAUGUGCGCAUGAGUAAGUAGAACGAGACAAUCUCAGAGAUGCAAAGAUAAUUUCUAUAAAGUAUGGAAGGGAUGAAAACUUAUAGAUGAGAUGAAAUGAGAUGAUUGAAAGUGGAACCUUAGCAGUUGAUAAUAGACAGUUGGUAAUUGCGGUAAAUUGCAGGAAAUUCUCUAAUUAACUUGUUAUGGAGUUACGCGAAAUGAAUCGUACUUUUGACAGUGCAGAAGAAACUACAGAACUUUUAUCGCCAUCUCAUCGCGAUAACAUGGAAAUUGAAAGUUAUUUUAUCGGAUAUGCUAUUCAAAAAGAAAUAAUAAAUCGCAAUCGAUGUCCUGCUAGUCGUCGUUUACUUAGUCAAACAGCUCACUUAGUGGAUUUUAAUCUUACUAAUGGUAAUCAGAAGGAUAUCGGUAUUAGUAUGAUUCAUACUUCGAACGCAAAUUGGCCGCCUUCUAGAAAAAGAGAAGAAGCAAAAGCAUUGGAAAAUCUUAGAAAAAGAGUGGAACAAUCGAAAUUGUACAAAACAAAUCGAAUUUCAGAUACUUGUGGAUCAAUUUCUAUUUCUUCGGUUUUGAAUAAUGAUCAAAUUCAACAGUUUGGUAAUCGACCGAAAUUAUUAAAAAAGAUUCUGAGUAACAGGCCGAUGAGUAUCGCACAUGAUAGUAACGAUUUGGAGACUAAGUGGCGAGAUAGCGAAUUUAUAACGGAAUGUUUAUGUUGGCAUAAUGUUUAUCGGCAAAGACAUAAUGCACCACCUUUAACAAUAUUGCCGCAGUUAUGUGAAUACGCGCAAACAUGGGCUAAUCAUUUAGCGCAUACGAACACAUUUUACUAUAGAAAUGAUCGAGAAGUAGGACAAAAUCUAUAUUGUCGACCUGGUGGUGCUAUUCCUUCUGAUGUAACUGGACAAGAUGUUACAUCAUAUUGGUAUUCAGCGGUAAAGCAAUAUGAUUUUUUAAAAGAACCAGAUAUUCUCCAUGCUAAUGUAAAUGCAGGUCAUUUUACGCAAUUAAUUUGGACAAAUAGUCGUUACUUUGGAGUUGGUAAAGCUCGCAGUAGAAGCGGAAAAAUCAUCGUAGUAGCUAACUAUCAACCAGUUGGUAAUAUAUCUGGUCAGUUCCAAAAUAACGUAUUACCUCCUUUACCUGAAAACGUAAAUAUCACUUUAUCAUCUCAACGACAACCAUUUCCAAAAGUUUUUCGCGAACAUUAUGUUACAUCCGAUUUACCACCUCUAGCAUCAUCUUCGAUACCGCUUUCGAAUAGAAUAUCGACAGAUAGUAAUCGUUCUUCCAUUAGUUCUACGCAAUAAUAUAGACGUUCAAAUUGUUUUUUUUGCGUUUGUACACGUGGAUGGAAUGAGCGAUAAUCAAAUUUAAUAAUUUAAUAUCUUCUUUUUCUUAUUUUAUUUAACUUAAUUAAAACAGUAAAAAUUUAUGUAACAUGAUAACAAAUACAAAGCAGAAGAGAACUAAAAUAUGUUUGCAAAAAUGCAAGCAGCUAUGAAAUAGAAUAAAAUAUAUAUAAAUCUAAAUUAAUAACUAUUUCAUUGUUUAUAGCAAUAUUUAUUUAUCUGUUCAUUUAUUCGAAAAAUGAAAGGAAAAAAAGAAAAAAAAUGUCUUAAAUUGUUUUUUUUAAUUUUAUUUUAAGCAUAUAGUAUUAGGCAUAUAUGAAUGCCUAAGUAUUUUGAUUGAUUCAUAUAAAAAUUGGUAAACUCUGAUAUUUGAUAAAUAUCAACGCUGACAAAUAAAAAAACAUAAUUAUUAUUUAAAAAGGAAUUAUCAUUUUUGAAUAUAUUAUAUAAAUUUACAGAACAGAAAAUAAUUUUUUCUUAUAUAUGUAAUUGCUUGGCCUUUCUUUUUCAAAAUAGUUUAAAAAAAAAUUGUUAUUAUUUUAUAUAACAUUUUUUACAUGCUAUAAAUAUAUGUUGUAACAAUGUGCGUUAUAAUGCGCGUAAGCAUAUUAUUUUUAUUAAUAUAAACAUAUAAACAUAUAGCAGCAGAUAAUUAUAUAUAAUAAUAAGAAAAUUACUUUUUCAUGAAUUGUAAUAAAUUUAAAAUAUCUUAACUUAAUUUUAUAGCGACCUCGGAUAUUUAGCAGAAAUCAUUAUUAUCGUUAAUAUCCAUAAAAAAAUUUGAAAAUAAAAUAUGGAAAUAAAAUAUAAAACAAAUGAAAUUAUAAUAAUUAAAUUAUAAUAAUAUCAACAUUAUAUUUAAUAUUUAUUUUUGUGAUUUAAGAGUUGUUUUAUAUUUUAUUUUUUUAAAUAAGUUUUAAGGAUUUGAAAAUAAUGUUCAAGUUUGAAUAUGUAUAAAAUAUAAAAUUAUUUAAGAAUAGUUAUAUUAAUUUUAAUUAUAUUAAUUAUAUAUUUUGGUUUCAGCCAUUAUAAUUUAUUAUAAAUAAUUGAUAAGUAACAAUCAUAUAUGUUAUCAUUAACAUAUAUUUAUAGAUGAAAUUCUAUAUAAAAUAAUAUUCUUUUUGUAAUUAUUUUGAGAUCGACCAGUUAUAUAGGAUAUAGGAAACAAUUGUUUAAAAUGCGAAUUUUUAGAACAUAUUCAAAAAUCAUUGAAAUUAAAAGUGUUAUUCAAACAAUUUUCUAAAUAAUUAUCUCAAAAAUUGAUUAGUUAUUUAAUUAUAUGUAAUUUAUAAGUAAUUUUUUGUAUAUUCUAUGUAUAUAUUUAUCACUAUCAAAGAAUAAUUUUCUUAUCAAUAAAAUAUGUGAAUAUGUAACAAAAAUUAACUUGUGCAUCAACGAAAAAUAAUAUAUUAAUCAUUUGCAAUGAUUUUCAUUUUUAAUUUAUAGAAAUUAUGAUAAAUAAAUAAACAAGAUAUUGAAAGUUAUAAAUUUCGAGUUGAACAAAAUACAAACGAAAUGUAUACGCUUAUAUGAUAAAUAUUGCUCAUUAAAUUUGUUCAAUUCGAAAAUCUUUUCGUGACAAUAGUAUAUAUGUAUAUGAGAAUAUAUAUAUAGACAUAACAUGUUAAAAAAUGAAAAUGCUUUAAAAAUACUUUAUGAGGAAAAUAAAAAAUUAUCUCAAUUU